This is a messenger RNA of Plodia interpunctella (Indianmeal moth), 3036 nucleotides long. RefSeq names its product cardioacceleratory peptide receptor-like (gene NGR-A26). The record is from RefSeq and is a predicted model, not a curated record. The transcript has 11 exons. NCBI's taxonomy places the organism in Eukaryota, Metazoa, Arthropoda, Insecta, Lepidoptera, Pyralidae. Gene Ontology annotation, molecular function: vasopressin receptor activity; neuropeptide receptor activity. Gene Ontology annotation, cellular component: plasma membrane. Bases 283 to 1587 code for a protein of 434 amino acids. Gene Ontology annotation, biological process: neuropeptide signaling pathway.
GCGGUAGGGAACGCGCGCUUCGUUGGUACGCGAAACGCAAGCGUAUUACGGAACGUAUUCGAAAAAGAAAUUAAAAAGAAAAAUAUUGGAAUAAACUUUUUAAAAUGUUUGCGAACGAUGUGACUUGAAUUAAAAUUGUAUAGUUUUAAAUUGUGUUCCAUGUUUGAAAGCAGAAAAAGAGUUUGACAAACUUUACAGUGACGUUUUGUUUCAAAGGUUUUCUUUAGUGAUUUUUUUUAUGUGCACAUGGCUGAAGAAUAAAAUAAAAACGAGCUACUUAAGAUGGAGCCAGAGCUAAUGGAAGAGAUGGAGGAUCACACCUCUCGCUCCUUCCUCACCACGGCGCUCGCUGCCGACCCGACGGAGAAGUUCUUGAGAAACUUCACUAACACUACGAUUGCCAAGACAGACUUGAAUGUUUAUUAUUUUUAUGAUACAAUCCAGUUUUCAGUGAUGUGGAUCCUGUUCGUGGCGAUCGUGGUUCUCAAUUCCUCCGUCAUAGCUGCACUCCUCUGCACCAAUGCGAGAAAGAGUCGAAUGAACUUCUUCAUCAUGCAAUUGGCCAUCGCCGAUCUAUUCGUGGGUCUAAUUUAUGUGUUUGUGGACAUCCUGCAGAAGAUCACUAUUGCCUGGCUAGCUGGCGAGUUUAUGUGCAAAAUGGUCAAGUUCUUGCAGGCGGUGGUCAUGUACGCGUCGACGUAUGUCCUGGUGGCGCUCAGUAUAGACCGAUGCGACGCGAUUACCAAUCCUAUGAACUUCUCAGGAAGCUGGAACCGUGCCCGAGGACUCGUAGUGUCAGCGUGGAUAAUCAGUAUAGUGUUCUCCAUUCCACUCCUCAUACUGUAUGAAGUCAAGGAAGUCCAAGGUCAGAUGCAAUGCUGGAUAGAACUGGGCACACCGCAACGUUGGCAGAUAUGGAUGACGCUGGUGUCGACAAUGAUUUUCGUGUUACCAGCGCUGACCAUAGCUGCCUGCUAUGCCGUCAUAGUGUUGACUAUUUGGACCAAAAGCAAAGCGGUAGUCAUGAGUCCGCCUAUCAAUUCAAGGAGAACGAAGACUAUGAGAAAUGGUCAAGUUGAAAGCGAUCCAGAUUCGAGGCGUGCAAGUUCGCGGGGCCUGAUCCCGAGGGCGAAAAUAAAAAGUGUCAAAAUGACAUUUGUCAUCGUGUUUGUGUUCGUGCUCUGCUGGUCUCCGUACAUCGUGUUCGACCUGCUGCAGGUGUAUAAUCACAUCCCGCACACGCAGAGCAACUUCGCGAUAGCUACCCUCAUCCAGAGCCUCGCCCCCCUCAACUCUGCCGCCAACCCGCUGAUAUGCUGCAUGUUCUCCCCUCACAUCUACACCAGUUUGAGGAGAGUGCCGCCAUACAAGUGGCUGUGGUGGGGGCGGGGCCGCCGGCGGCACGGGCGGGGCACGCUCCGCUCCAGGUCCGACUCCACGGCCAACUCCGACCUGCUCAGUUCUACCCACGCGAGGAGAUCGCAAUCUGUUGCUACGAUCCUAAACCGCACACGCAGCGGCAGCGGCAGCGUGUCGCUGGGCGGCGCGCGGCGCACGCAGCUGGUGCUGGUGGCGGCGCGCGACUGACCGCGCGCGCGCGCGCCCCGCGACGUGCUGCUCUAGCGACGCUGGGGACUGAAACUGUUCUCCGACAGUGCAUACGGUACGAACGAUCCGCCGAUAUAAUAGAGGAGACAUUCUGUCGGCGAAUUAACCAAACUGAAAAAACUUUUAUUUCAGGUUUUUUUGUUUGGUUAAUUAUACAUAUAUAUGUAUUUUUUUUUUUCCUUUCAUCAGCACAUGAUCACAAUCAUAAUAUAUUUCAGUAUACCCUUUGAUCAUGUACUUUAUUGUGUACUUACAUCGUUAUAUUACUGAUAAAAAAAUAUAUAUUUAAAAAAUGGUAAUUAAGCUAUUCAGGCAUAAUAGGGACCAACACUGUUUGAAUGAGUUUCUUUCGGCAUUUCUUCUCAGCAGUGGUCGUUCCGAAAUGCUAGUAGUUUGUAGCUUUGGUAAAAUGUCAUUUAAUUUAAAAUAUGACGUGAAAAAGUGCCUGUGAAACCAAGAAUUUCUGAAUAAAUGAUUUGAUUUUCAUUUUCUGUCAUUUAAAUGCCCAAUGUUGAAACAUCCUAUCGACGAAACGUUUGUAAACGAAGCAAUUGUCGGAGAACCGUUCAGACUCGCUUGCUGCGGACACGGGACUCUAGUGGGUUUGACUUUAACUGUGUCAACUGAUCACUCCCGCGAGCUGCUGUUUUUGUGUGUCUAUGCGUUAUUUUUUGUUUAUGAUAAGUGACUACUUGGCGUUUAACACGCGCUGUACGGCUGUAGUGGCGAUGGGAGUGGGUUUGGCUAGCCCUGACUAUCAGAGUGAACACAUUCACUCUGAUUAGUGUGUGUGAUUGGUUUAGUAAUUGAGGGUGAGGUGCUUAAUGCGAGUAGUGUCCAAUUCUUGUACCUAUCUCUGUUUAGUAAAUUAAGUUGUUAACUUAUCUAUUGCCAAAUUUGGUUGAUUUAUAUUUUGUGGAAAUAUAUGAAUAUUAAUUACUUGUGAAAGAUUUUCGUAUGCAUUUAUAAUAACCAAAGUCUAAUAGGCCAAUAGUUGUAUUGUAUGUUAUAAUAUCAUUAUGAUUAUUUUAGCUUUAACUUUUGCUUUAUGUAACUGAAUUAUGUAAUUCAUCCCUUCGGCCGCGUUCUGACUGAACUGACGGUUCGUAACCAGUUACGAACAGAACAUAAAUUAUCUUUGUACGAUACCAGUUACGUAGGAAUAUUCAUCACAAAAAUCUAUAUUUAUUUUUAAAUUGUUAGUAAUCAAAUGAGUAUGUCAUUCAAUACUCUUCACUAGUCUUCACAAACUUUUUGUAAAUAUGUAUAUUUUUUAUAUAGUCUUAGUUUAAACAAGUAAUUUAUUUAAAUAAUUAAUAUAAAUUUAUAAACAAUGUAUUAUCUACUCAAUCAUGUAUUAAAUAGGUACAUAAGUCAGAAUAAAUAGUCGAUAAUAUAAGUCGUGUGAGGCUAAAUUAUUAUUAGAAA